GCGUGUCUCAGGUGGUGGGCGGGGCCAGGGCGCACGAGGGGCUGUCCUCGUGGGCGGUCGGCCUCACGCUUUCUCCGUUGGACGUUGCGCGCGCAGCCCCGCCCACUGCGCCGGCGGGCGAUCCAAACGGCCGUUGGCGCGCGGCUGAGGCCUCCGUGGGAAGGUCUGUCAGGACACAAAGCUGACGGCCCGGCUGGCGGAGACGACCAGCCCUCGGCGACCAUGAGGAGAAGAGGCCCCGCCGAGGCUGAGGCCUGCGGCGUGUGGCUGGAUGCGGCGGCCCUGAAGAAACGGAAAGUUCAGACUAGAUUAUCCAAUCCCAUCACCAGAAUGCUGCCUCCAGAUCGAGGUGAGAGAGAAACUAUUGUUGGCUUUACUCCAAGAAGAGCUCAGCCUUUGGGUACCAGGCAGACUGUCAUCUCAUCAUUUUUCACUUCAAAGUCAGGAAAGGCAAAUGCUGGUGGGCAGGGAAGGCCUUCACCUGGUACAGCAAGUCAGAGAAAGAAGGAACAGCAAAGAGAUGUGAUGUGGUUGGAUCCUCCUUCAUUGAUCCCCAGGGAGGAGUGUGCCCAGUGUCCUGAAACUAUGCCUGCUUCAGUCACUAAGGCACCUCAGGAGCCCAUCUGCCUCCCUCCAUCUCCCAAGGAGGGAUCGGACUGCUGCAGAGAUGCAAGAUCAGCUGUGCCCAGUAGCCAAGACCAGAAACCACCUCUGGACAUUGUCAAUUCUACUGAGGAGGGGUUUGCCUUCACCCUGAACUCCGAAGGCCUGUGUGUGCUAGCCUAUGGAAGAGGGGGUGGGAGAAUACAUUGCAGACAAGGGCAAGAGACCAGGUGCCUAGUGGACAGGGUAGAAUUGGAAAGAACAGUAUUUUCCAAAGAAAAUGAACUGUUCUCUGUCCUUUCCCAAGGCCACCAAGAAGGCAAAGCAGGGCAGGGAGGAAACAGGGAGCCCUGGAAGGGAGGGCCCACAGAGUUAGUAGAACAAAGACCCUGCUCCAGUCAGGCCUUUUCUUGGGAUAGUGAGAGGUUUGACCCAGACCUGAGAAGCCAGUUGUUCACAGAGGAUUCCCAGGGUCAGAGGGUCAUUGCUCAUCCUUCUCGAGCUGCUCUCCAAGAUGUAGCCAACCUUCCGAGAAAGCCCCUGCAUAUGUCCCCCAGUUCUCAGGUUCAGUACCAGGGCAGGUCUGUCCUGGGUCCAUCACAGUUAAAUUCCCAGCCUGAUAUACUCUUUACCCAGGACUCUCAAGGUAACAGAGUUAUCAAGCACUGCUUUUGAACUUGUUUGGUGACAGGGUAUUAGACUCUUAAGUAUCUAGGUGAUCGAAAAACACUCAGACAGCCUUGUGUUGUGUAAGUCAUUUGGUGAGGUGAGGUGGUCUGGAGGUGGGCCCUAGUUCCGAAUUGGAGGGAAUGGAGGCGGUCCAGUGUUUAGCUUCAUCUUAACUUGUGAGAUUUUUCUUUGUGAAUGUAAAUAAAACAGGUACUUUAACUUGUUGAGGGAGUAGUUUUGGAAGACAGCUUGGCAAGCACCCUUUCUGAUUCUUAUUGAUCUCUUAGCUUUUCUAAGAACUACCAUAUUGAUCUUAACAUAAGCUACCUCUUCUAAGUCUAGCUAAUACUAAAACUGAAUGUGGCCUCUCAUUGGUGUUAUUUUUCAGUGUAUGCAUAUGUGCCAUUUCCUUUCAAAGACAUCUGUGGAGGGACCAUGGCAAUUAUUCAAAGCAAAACACUAAUGCAGGCUGGUCCUAAUCUGCAGAAAACCUUCUGGUUGGACUUAAAAGACUUUUCAAGUGCUUUGUGUCCAAUUUCUGGCUUGAUUAUAACUUGGUUUCACUUGUGGCCGUAAUUCCAUCAGUGUGCCCCUCAUCCACAGACCUGAAGCCUUGCUCUCUGGAACUUUGUGUUAAUUUUAACCUGGGGUGAGAACUGGCUUAGGGUUUUGAGGAUCAGUUAAAACUCAGGUGGCAAGUGUGGUCCCUGAUUCUCCUGUAUAAUUUAUUUUCAAUAAACCAAUUUCUAGGAUUGGAGACAUACAAGCCAAAGUGACAUAUGCUGCACCAAAACAACUCAAGCACUUGGAAAUGCUGGGCACUCUGACAGCCCUAGGGGGAGUGCUUGAAUAUAGGAAUUUCUGGGUUUCAGAAACGUGCAAAUACUCAGCAGCUUUGUGAGGUAAAUUAGGGCAUGGAUUGGGAGGAGGUUGAGACAGAGAUGAAGUAAUAGUUUGCAGCUAUGCCAAGACUAUAAUCUGUAACUCUUAGCCCCACUACUCAGUAA
Messenger RNA from Dromiciops gliroides (monito del monte), 2279 nucleotides. It is a transcript of the gene AUNIP, whose product is annotated as aurora kinase A and ninein interacting protein. The transcript has 3 exons. The coding region runs from base 223 to 1278 and encodes 351 amino acids. Gene Ontology annotation, biological process: spindle organization. NCBI's taxonomy places the organism in Eukaryota, Metazoa, Chordata, Mammalia, Microbiotheria, Microbiotheriidae. Gene Ontology annotation, cellular component: spindle pole; centrosome. The record is from RefSeq and is a predicted model, not a curated record.